This is a messenger RNA of Melanotaenia boesemani (Boeseman's rainbowfish), 5930 nucleotides long. It is a transcript of the gene sema5ba, whose product is annotated as sema domain, seven thrombospondin repeats (type 1 and type 1-like), transmembrane domain (TM) and short cytoplasmic domain, (semaphorin) 5Ba. Gene Ontology annotation, biological process: negative regulation of axon extension involved in axon guidance; semaphorin-plexin signaling pathway; axon guidance. The transcript is spliced from 24 exons. NCBI's taxonomy places the organism in Eukaryota, Metazoa, Chordata, Actinopteri, Atheriniformes, Melanotaeniidae. The coding region runs from base 409 to 3774 and encodes 1121 amino acids. The record is from RefSeq and is a predicted model, not a curated record. Gene Ontology annotation, molecular function: semaphorin receptor binding; chemorepellent activity.
UCCCUAUUGCGCUUGCAAAUCAAGCCCAUCUUACUCCCCCCACCCCCACAUCCUCGCUCCUUCUCCCCCACCAGCUCCCCCCUCCAUUCCCUCUCGACCCGGUGGUAUCGCUCGACUGUGAGGGAGAGAGCGCAGUUGUCGGCUGCAGGUCGCUUGGAGAGGAACGCGCAGCGGCUGAGGAAACAACGCCGGAACCUGUUUCUAUUCUGCCUCUACUGCUUAAAGAGCGGGACUGACUGUGUCCUUCUAUUUGUGCUAGCAUUUUUUCUACUUGGGGAAUACAAACAUCUUCGAAGAAUCAAUUUGAAAAGGACAGACGGCCCUCUCAGCCCCGUCCCUACACCCCAGUGAUGCUUAGCUGCUUUUUCCCAGAGGCCCACCUUGGCAGUUAGAGGAGAGGUCAUCACCAUGACAGCAUCCUCGCAGGACUCCACCCCCUCGUUUAUGGCUGGCCUCCUCCUACUCCCUCUUCUCAUCCCAGCUGUUUUCACGCAGUAUUCUGCUGUUCCAACAACCCCAGCACCACUUCUGUUCGACCUGCUGACCCAACCAGAGUGCACAAAGAAAGAGCAUCCAAAAGUUUCCAUCCAAGCUCUCAGCCCGUGGAUUUCCUCUUUCUCAAACCCUAGUGUGAGAGACUACUCACAGCUCACCCUUGACCUGACUAGGAAUGAGCUCAUUGUGGGUGCCAGAAACUACCUUUUCAGACUGGACCUCAGUAACAUGUCUCUAUUACAGGCAACAGAGUGGGCACCGGACGAGGAAACCAGGAAGUCCUGUCAAAGCAAAGGCAAAACAGAGAUCGAAUGUCAGAACUACAUACGAGUCCUGCUGGUGAACAAGACCGAGGUCAUGACCUGCGGCACCAAUGCUUUCCAGCCGCUAUGUAUUACCAGAGAGGCGGGCAACAUUAGCAAAGUGCUGGAGCGUGUGAAUGGCGUGGCACGCUGCCCGUAUGACCCUCGACACAACUCUACGGCAGUAGUGACAGAAAGUGGGGAGCUGUACGCCGCCACUGUCAUCGAUUUCUCAGGCCGUGACCCCGUCAUAUACAGAAGCAUGGGCGGAUUGCCACCCCUGCGCACUGCCCAGUACAACUCCAAAUGGCUCAAUGAGCCCCACUUCAUCUCAGCCUACGAUAUUGGCCUCUUUACCUUAUUCUUCUUGAGGGAGAACGCAGUGGAACACGACUGUGGCAAGACGGUCUACUCCCGCGUGGCCCGAGUCUGCAAGAAUGACAUUGGUGGGCGGUUUCUCCUGGAAGAUACCUGGACCACAUUCAUGAAGGCGAGGCUCAAUUGUUCCCGUUCCGGAGAGAUUCCCUUCUACUACAAUGAGCUGCAGAGCACAUUCUUCCUGCCUGAGCAAGACCUCAUUUACGGCAUCUUUACAACUAAUGUUAACAGUAUUGCUGCAUCUGCAGUAUGUGCCUUCAACCUGAGCGCCAUCACCCAGGCCUUCAACGGGCCCUUCCGUUCCCAGGAGAAUCCCCGCUCCACCUGGCUUCCCACACCCAAUCCCAUCAAAAACUUCCAGUGUGGUACCAUAGAAGACAAGGGUCCCAAUGAUGGUUUGACAGAGCGCAGCCUGCAGGAUGCACAGCGACUAUACCUGAUGAACGAUGUGGUGCAGCCGGAGUCUGUUGAUCCGCUGGUCAUGCAGGAUGACGUUCGCUUUUCAAACCUUGUCGUGGAUAUUGUACAGGGCAUGGAUACCCUCUAUCAUGUUAUGUACAUCAGCACAGAAUAUGGCACCAUCCUAAAGGCGCUGGCUACACCAAACAAGAACCUGCAGGGCUGUUACCUGGAGGAGAUGGAGCUCAACCCGCCAGGUGUGCGAGAACCAAUCCUGAGCCUGCAGAUCCUGCACAGUGACAGGUCACUCUUUGUUGGGCUCAACAACAGAGUCCUGAAGAUUCCUCUCGAAAGGUGUUCCACAUAUAAAACUGAAACCCUAUGCUUGGAAGCGAGGGACCCCUACUGUGGCUGGGACUUCAGGCAGCGCAGGUGCACCACGCUGGAGGAUAGCUCCAACAUGAGUCAGUGGAAGCAGAACAUCACCGUUUGUCCACUCCGAAACCAGACCAAUGAUGGGGGCUUUGGACCCUGGGCACCAUGGCAACCAUGCAAUAACGAUGAUCCUGUGGACGGUGUGAGCUCCUGUUUGUGUCGUUCCAGAUCAUGUGACAGCCCUUCGCCUCGUUGUGGUGGCAAAAACUGCGAAGGCCACACCAUUGAAGUUUCAAACUGUUCAAGAAAUGGAGGCUGGACACCCUGGUCAUCAUGGGGACAGUGCAGCACAACUUGUGGAACAGGCUUCGAGCUGCGUCAGCGUUCUUGCAACAACCCAUCACCCCGACAUGGUGGCCGUGUGUGUGUCGGGCCAAGCCGGGAUGAAAGAUUCUGCAAUGAAGGUGUGUCCUGUCCUCAGCCCAUCUUCUGGACCCCGUGGGGCUCCUGGACCAAAUGCAGCACAGAAUGUGGCGGCGGUGUUCACUCCAGAGUCCGCAGCUGCGAGAAUGGAAACAGCUGCCCAGGAUGUGCAUUGGAAUACAAGGCCUGUAACCUGGAGGCAUGUCCAGAAGUCAAGAGGAACACACCUUGGACACCCUGGAUGCCUGUUAAUGUAACCCAGGGUGGAGCCCGUCAAGAGCAAAGGAUGCGCUUCAUGUGCCGGGCCCACCUGUCUGAUCCCCAUGAGCUGCAGAUCGGACGGAGGAAGGUGGAGACGCGCUUCUGUCCGAAUGACGGAACGGUGGCCUGUGAGACGGACAGCCUUGUGGAGGAGCUUCUAAAGACACCAGUAGUGCGAAUGGCCGGAUUAGGCUGGUCAUCAUGGGAGACCUGGUCGAGCUGUUCACAGAGCUGUGCUAAAGGCUACCGCACCCGUCGGCGAACCUGUGCUGGACCAGAGGGGAAGAGUGCCCCUGUUGCAUGCCGUGGCUCGCCUGUGGAAUACCAGGACUGCAAUGUGCAGCCGUGUCCUGUGAAAGGUGCAUGGUCGUGUUGGUCACCCUGGACUCAAUGCUCAGUGGGUUGCGGUGGCGGUCACUACCAACGGACACGCUCCUGUAACAGCCCUGCACCUGCCAAUGGAGGAGACAUUUGCAUAGGCCUACACACUGAGGAGGCCCUAUGUAACACACACGCAUGCGACGAUGUUUGUGCAGAAAAACAGCAGCAGGUUGUGGAGGAUAAGCAGCCGGUUGGUGGCUGGAUGGCCUGGUCGCUGUGGUCAGCCUGUGAUGAGUCAGGCUUGCAAAUGAGGAAUCGGGUGUGUGGUGCUCAGGGCAACAGUCCCUGUCUGGGAAACAGCACGCAGCGCAGAGACUGCAAUGAAAUACCUGUCAUUCUCCCAGCAUCUGGUUUUGAUAAGGACCAACAAUGUGGAGCAUUCACCUCCAUUCAUCUAAUUGCCACUGGUGUUUCCUGCUUCGUCGGGGCGGGGUUGCUGUCCUUUCUUAUCUACGUGUACUGUCAGCGUUUCCACAAACCUUCACAAGAGUCUGCCAUCAUUCAUCCCACCACCCCAAACCACCUCAACUACAAGGGCAACACCACACCAAAGAAUGAAAAGUACACGCCCAUGGAGUUUAAGACACUAAACAAGAACAACCUGCUGCCAGAUGAAAGAACCAACUUCUACCCAACGCCGCACCAGCAGACAAAUGUCUACACCACCACUUACUAUCCCACAACACUUGGCAAAUUCGACUACCAACCCAACUCCUCCCCUUCACCGUGCAGAACCUACAACCAUAGCAACAAUAGCUGAGACAAGGCUCACAAUCGGCUCUCCAUCCCCUUACCUCCAAUGGACACCGCCUCAAUGCCAUGGUGACACAACUGAACCCACAUGAACUGAAAUUCUACUCUGAGCUUGGCCAGGUUCCUCUGCUCAACGUCACCCCCCCUUAUUGUUCCCAUAGUCUCUCUUGCAUGGGGUUUGUGUUUUCAGGGGUGUUGCUGGAACGUUCCAUCAGGAGAACUGGGUUUGGAGAACAAUGCCUUCACCCUGGUAAAGUCAUGAACUUAUGCAAGCAGCUGGGGGUUUGUUUUUCUAAGGGCCUGACUGGAUAUAGCUGUAUCAACUUACUGCUUAAUGUGGGGAACUAGUGGAAAAACUCAAGGUCAACUUCUGGUUUGUGGAGAUUGUUGUGACCACACCACUUCAGUGCAGAUACUAGGAUGAGCACCCACAAUAUUGGCCUAAUGUGAAAACGACAAAGGAAAAAAAAAAGAACUGUGGAUCUAAGUUACCAUUAUAUGCCUCUUCAUUACAAACUACAUUCUCAGCCUGUCACGAACCGGAGUCCCUCAACAACAAAAGCAGUUACAGAGAACAAAAGGUGAAUGUGGUCAUGUCCUUCCCACACACACUAUGGAGAAAGGGAACAACAAAAGAAAAAACUCAAUGAAGUCGAUGAUGAAAUAAAUUAGAGAUCAAUAUCAGCUUGGUUGUUUGGGGGAAAAUGCUCUCCCUCCAUUGUUGGUAUUUCAUGACAGGAAAGAUAAGAACUUUAAUGUUGAUUAAGGUUUUGUAUAGCUGUGUGGAAAAGUAACAAGCAACAUGACCCUCAGCUAGAGAGAACUAUUCUCCAAAUCUGUUUAGGAUCAGAGUCCCAUGCCUUUUGUUGGCAAGGACGGUUACUUAUAAAGUCAAAACUAGGAGUGCGAAGAGCAUUUAGAACUGUCAAAGCUUUGGGAAUGCCGUGGGUGCCUGUAUGCAAUAGAAGGCAGGGGCAAUAUCGGUUUCAUUUAUAUUUUUCUCAGAACAAUAAAAGACUUCUGGAUGAGAAUUGAUUGAUUCUCCAAUUAAUUCUCCACUGAACGAAUGCAAAUCUACUGAGUGCUAAAUAGCUUGGUGGUCAUAUCAAAUAUGGCCAUUAAGCUGAACAACGGGAGUGGGUUUUUCUAUGAUGGUAGAAUAAGCUAGUAAACUGGCACUUGUUUUUUGGGGGGUUUUUUUCAAGAUGAUUGUUUUAUGCUCAGAUGAGCUGUAGCAUAGGAGGAGAUAUUUUGUCAAAUAAGAUAACUGCUUAAUUCUCGUGUCCCUAAUUUCACUUCACUGAAUGAACACAUUUAGGUUUUUGGUUGUUCAGCAGCAUCAUUACAACUGCAUAUUCAAUUCACUGUGUUCCAAAAAUAAAACAAUGAAUUUUAACGUUUUCUUUCUUUCCUUUGUUAAAACAAAUACUAACAACUCACUUGAAAAGAACAUCAUUUAUGCUUGUUUAGAAGUUUGCCAGUAAGAAGAUCAAAACGAAUGCAUGCGAGUGCGAAUGUGUACAUGCAAACACAUGUAUUGCUUGUGUGCCAGAGUAAAAAGGAGGUUACUGUAUUCUGUACAAUGUAAAUGCUUAACAUGAGUAAAAGGCCUGUAAUGGUGAUUUUCUUUUUUUAUAUAAAACUAUUUGUGCAUUUCCUACCUACAUUCUGUCACUGUCAUCAUUAUACUGGUUUUUCUAUCCAUGUAUGAGAUGUUAACCAUUUUAAGUUAAAGAAUCACACAUCUGGUUCCUGCAGUGGUUAAGUGGACAUUAUUUAUAGUCACAGCUUGGUUUAUUAAGGGCAUUUUCACUGCUAUAUUUUGUUAUUGCCUGACUGAUGAAUGCUAAUCAAGCAAUGCUUUUCUGUUUAGCUAAUGUACAUGCACGAGAUGAGAGCUCUAUCUGUAUAUAGAAACAGCAGCCUUCAGCCCAUUUAAUGUCCCUGAAGAGGAUUGUGUAAAUUUAUCUGUAUAUUGUAUAGCUAACACUGUUUAAGAAAAAAAAGGAAAAAAAAAAAAAAAAAGCCUUAGUUUUAAAAAAAAAAAAAAAAGAAAAAAAGUGCAGCAGCUAAGUACACAAAAACAUGAGGUUUGUUUGGGGACAGAGCUCCACAAUGUGACCAACUGCUUGCGGCUUAAUGGCCUUUAUCCAGCUGCUCAAA